AUGCCAAGUGGAUGGGCUUACCUUUCUAUCGUCAGCAAUGUAAUCUUCCAGAAAACGAAUGUCGCACACUGGAAUUAUUUGAUUCGGGUCUACCAACUUGGCUGGGAGAAGUUUGGAGCAAUUGAUGCUGUUAUAUCCAAUGCGGGCGUCAGCUCGGGCGAAGUUCACCUCCAACACGACAUCGAUCCUACGACAAAUUUGCUACGAGCUCCCCCGCUGGAUACUCUGGAAAUCAAUCUGAUAGCUCAUAUUUACAUGACCAAAUGUGCAGGAAAGAAGUGCCAGAUCGUCCUCACGUCUUCCGCGGCAACGUUCCUCGAUACACCACCUCUUUACUUGUACUCGACUGCCAAAGCGGGUGUGCUGGGCCUAAUGCGCUCUCUGCGAACAAACUUGCCAAAAUCCAACAUCGCCACCAAUACUGUUGCUCCGUGGUUCACAGGUAAAGACACAGGCGCCCUCUCUCUCCUAGGCGAAAUUAAAAUUGACACUAAUCGGUUGAUGACAGCUACCCCAAUGGUUCCCAAGGCACUCACUGAUGUGUGGGAGAAACUGCCGGCCAACACCCCAGCCGGGAUCGCGAUUGCGCUGCUCUUACCAAUCAUCCAACCUGAAAUCAAUGGCAAAACCUUUUUUGUUGCCGGCAACGAGAUUGUAGAGCUCGAAGACACUCUGGCUAGGAGCCAGCCUCAAUGGAUGGGAGAAGAGCUCAGCAGAAAUGUCGACGAGGGCCAGAGGCGGCUUCUGGGCGCAGAUCCUUUCGAAUGA
Cladophialophora bantiana CBS 173.52 is the source of this 768-nucleotide messenger RNA. RefSeq lists its product as uncharacterized. The transcript is spliced from 2 exons. Bases 1 to 768 code for a protein of 255 amino acids. The record is from RefSeq and is a predicted model, not a curated record. Gene Ontology annotation, cellular component: cytoplasm. Lineage: Eukaryota; Fungi; Ascomycota; Eurotiomycetes; Chaetothyriales; Herpotrichiellaceae. Gene Ontology annotation, molecular function: oxidoreductase activity, acting on the CH-OH group of donors, NAD or NADP as acceptor.